Saccharomyces kudriavzevii IFO 1802 is the source of this 1971-nucleotide messenger RNA. RefSeq names its product Smy1p (gene SMY1). Bases 1 to 1971 code for a protein of 656 amino acids. The transcript has a single exon. Lineage: Eukaryota; Fungi; Ascomycota; Saccharomycetes; Saccharomycetales; Saccharomycetaceae. Gene Ontology annotation, molecular function: ATP hydrolysis activity; ATP binding; plus-end-directed microtubule motor activity. The record is from RefSeq and is a predicted model, not a curated record. Gene Ontology annotation, cellular component: kinesin complex; microtubule. Gene Ontology annotation, biological process: microtubule-based movement; cytoskeleton-dependent intracellular transport.
AUGCAUUGGAAUAUAAUGUCGAAAGAGCAGAGUUCUUCUUCUGUAUCAUUACCAGCUAUAGAUAGCAGUGAGCCUUGUCCGAUCGAAGUUCUGCUUAGAACAAUACCCGAAAAAGGGCUACAAAACAAUGAGUCAACCUUUAAAAUAAAUUCAGUUGAUAAUACUGUGUUAUUUCGGACAAGUAAACCGUUACAUAAUGCGACAGGAAGCCCCCACUCAACAUUUCAGUUUGACAAGGUCUUCGAUGCUAAUGCCACCCAAAAAGACGUUCAAGAUUUUCUUGUAAAUCCAACAAUAAAAGAUAUCCUGAGUGGUUAUAACAGCACGAUCUUAACAUAUGGGCCAAGUUUUAGUGGAAAAUCCUAUUCUCUUCUAGGGUCACAAUACAAUGAGGGAGUACUCCCAAAUAUAUGCCAAGUCUUAUUCGAAACGCUGGAAGAAAAUGAAGAAACAAAGGGAACCAACUUCUGCGUAAGUGUUUUGGCCUUCGAAAUCUAUAUGGAGAAAUCUUACGAUUUGCUGGUACCGUUACCGGAAAGAAAACCAUUGAAACUACAUCGUUCUUCAAGUAAAAUGGACUUGGAGAUAAAAGAUAUUUGUCCAGCACAUAUUAAAUCGUAUGAGGACCUAAGAGGCUAUGUUCAAUCAGUUCAAAAUACCGAGAAUAGAGUGGGACGUGGCGGCAAAGCGGAAAGGUCAAAGUCACACCUGGUUUUUCAACUACACGUAGAACAGAGGAACAGAAGAGAGGAUAUACUGAAAAAUAGCUCUUUAUAUUUGAUUGAUUUACAUGGAGCGGAGAAGUUUGAAAAGAGAACUGAAAAUACACUAUCCCAAGAUGCAUUGAAAAAACUUAACCAGUCUAUUGAAGCCUUGAAAAACAUUGUUCAACUGUUGGCAGUCAAGAACCCGGAUUCUGCAUAUAGCACAAAAGCAUCUCAUAGCUCUACAUACCGCGAAUCCCAAUUAACAGAAGUUUUAAGAGAUUCUCUUGGAGGAAAUAGAAAAAUGAAGGUGAUAUUGACAUGCUUUUUGAGUAAUGUUCCAACUACCAUAUCAACACUAGAAUUUGGUGACAAUAUUCGACAAAUCAUCAACAAAGUUAUGAGUAGCACUACCGGUUUGAAUAUGAAAAAGAAAAUGGAUUUAUUUGUCCAGGACAUGAAAAUUAAAGACGACAAUUACGUCUCUCAAAUCAAUAUUUUGAAGUCAGAACUUGACUCUUUGAAAGACCUCAGCAAUGAAUCUAGUUCUAGAGAGGACAUGAAAACAGAGUUGGAAAAUUACGAAAAAGAAAACGUUAAAUUAAAACUUCAAUUAGACAGUAUUACACAAUUACUAAGUAGUUCAACCAAUGAAAACCCUAACAACAACAUCGACGAUGAAGUUGCUGAAAUAUUAAUGAAAAGGUGCGAACAGAUUGCCCAGCUCGAACUAUCAUUUGAUCGACAGAUGAAUGCUAAUUCCAAGCUGCGGAAAGAGUUCGAAUACAAAAAAUCCAAAGAGGAAGCAUUAGAGUCUAUGAACGUCAGACUACUUGAGCAAAUUCAGCUACAGGAAAAGGAGAUUCAAGAACUACUAACUAAUAACGCCAUUUUGAAAGGUGAACUAGAUACUCAUACCAAACUUGCUGAGACACGUAGUGAGAAAAUAAAGUCCCUAGAAGAUUCUGUGAAAGAACUUACCAAUAAUAAAUCUGCAAUAUCCUCUCCUAGGAAAGGAUCUGUAAGUUCAUCAUCGGCAAACACCAUGUCUCAUAUUGAAGGGGGUUCCGAAUUAUCUAAUAGCCCUCGGUCCGCUAAUACCUCUUCAAAACCAGUAGGGUGGGCUGUGAGGAAAGUGUCUUCUAGUAGCAUAGCAACCACGGGGUCUCAGGAAUCUUUCGCAGCUAGGCCGUUUAAGAAGGGAUUAAAUCUUCAUUCUAUUAAGGUCACUCCAAAUACUCCGAAAAGCCCUGACUUAGGGAGCUGA